AUGCCAGGAGCAACUUCCGGAAGACCUCGAGUUCGCCCUCGCAAGGCAGCCGCGCCCGCGGAAAUAGCCACCAUUGGCACCUUCACCCGCGUGUCCAAGCAUGCAGCACCCAUCGGGAAAGAGGUCAGCGACAAGAAGAUCGUCCAGACCGUCGAGAUCAGCCAGAGCAUGCCGGCCACCCCUUCCACGCGCAAGAGGAAGGCAGCCCGUUCUCCCGAGCCUGAGGAAACCGCGACAUCGCGCGCUCAGCGCCAGAUCCUGAACAUCACCAACAAAUCGGCAAAGAAAGCCCGUCACCAAGCACCAGAGCCCGUCCCUCGACCGAGCAUACAAGAGCAGAUCCCAUCGACCCCGCGCCGCAACAACAAGAAGCGCGCCUUGUCGCCCGAGAUCGAGUCCCCUCGCACCAAGGAGGCCGGCAACCUCUUCAAGCGCCUGCGCAUCCAGGCUUCACCAUCCGCAACCGUCCCUCGGCUGUCCUCGCCCUUGAUCACCCAGGCUAGCACGCCCGCGACGUCCGUUGUCCCAGACACGGAAGAGGAGAAGAGCGACGAUGAGUCCGCCGCCACCACGCCCGAGCCUGAGCAAGCCCUCCCACAGGAGCUCCUCGACAUCGUCUCCCUCUACACGGCCUUCCUCAAGACCAUCGUGGUGCACUACGCGCACAACGGCACCGACACGCCCGUCGACCUCCGCCAGAUCAGCCAGCCUGUCAGCCUGGCGUGGGGCAAGAGGCGCAUUUCCCUGGCGGAUAUUCGCCGGUGCGUCGGCAUCAUGGACGUCGAGUCUAGCACUGUCAGGUCGCCUUUCUACCUGGUCGACUACGGAAAUAAGAAGAUCUGCAUCGAGCUACGGGACGGACAUCACGGGCGGCCGCUGGACGAGGGGAGCCUGGUGCGCGUGUUUGAGAACAACCUGCGGACGGUCUGGACGAAGCUCAGAGACUCGGCGGAGGCUGACAUGAACAAAUUUGUCCUGGGCCUACCCAAAAGCCCUGUCACGAGCUGCGAGGCCCUGACCAAAGCUUCCUCCAUACUGGCCAAGGGACAGCGCAACAUGCAGGAGCUGAAGGCCGGCAUCGCGGCUAGGAAGGAGGAGAAGGAGGCUAGCAAGACGCCUGCCGUUCUGCAGUCCACUGAGGGCGAGGGCACGUCUGCCGCCCCGCAGCUGUCUCUCAUCGACCGGCUCCGCCUCAAGGAAUCUCAACUCGCUCAGCUCGCGGCUACGGGGCCCUCCGCUGCCGAGCUCGAGCGCCGCGCCGCACUGCAGCGAGCCGACGACGUCGCAGCCGUGGUUGCCAUGCUUGCCAAGGCAUCGGGCGGCUCAGGCAUGGGCGGGCGGGUGUCCUUUAGGAUGGUGACGCUGCUGCAGAAGCUGAAGGACUCGCUGAGGCUGCCCAUCUCGAAGGAGGAAGGCGCGGCUUGCAUCCGGCUCCUUGCGAGCGAGGUGGCGCCUGAGUGGCUGAAGAUUGUUGUCAUCGCCGGCAAGGAGAACGUCGUGGUGCAGAUGGGACGGACGCCGAGCUCUGGGGAGGUGGUGGAGAGGGUUAAGAUGUUGUCUGGUUGA
Molecule: messenger RNA, 1566 nt
Organism: Diaporthe citri
Lineage: Eukaryota; Fungi; Ascomycota; Sordariomycetes; Diaporthales; Diaporthaceae
Exons: 1
Coding region: 1-1566 (521 amino acids)
Source: RefSeq, a predicted model, not a curated record